Messenger RNA from Melospiza melodia melodia, 952 nucleotides. RefSeq names its product proteasome assembly chaperone 1 (gene PSMG1). The record is from RefSeq and is a predicted model, not a curated record. Gene Ontology annotation, cellular component: endoplasmic reticulum. The coding region runs from base 13 to 843 and encodes 276 amino acids. Lineage: Eukaryota; Metazoa; Chordata; Aves; Passeriformes; Passerellidae. Gene Ontology annotation, biological process: proteasome core complex assembly. The transcript is spliced from 7 exons. Gene Ontology annotation, molecular function: proteasome binding.
CGCGAGGCGGCCAUGGCGACUUUCUUCGGGGAGGUGGUGGUGGCCCCGUCCCGGGCCGGCCUGGACGAGGAGGAGGAGGCGCGGGAGGAGACGCCCGAGGACCGCGAGAUCCGCAGGGAGAUCGAGAAGAAAAGGGAGAUCCAAGUGCUGUGGAGCUGUGCUGAGGAGUCCCUGGUGUGCUCCAGAUUCAUCGUGGCCAUCGGCAGGAACGCUGCGGCUUUCCUGUCAUCUUUUAUCCUGGACUCUGUGUGCUGGGAAGUGAUUGGAGUUGUGAAGCUGUGGAAUGAGUGGUGCAGAACAUCCAGCAGCACAAAUGUCCUCCCCACAGACUCUUUCUGCUUGUUCUACAGAUUGAUAUCAGACCCCACAGUUUUAUUGUGCCAGUGUAGUUGCUAUGUGGCUGAGGAUCAACAGUUCCAGUGGCUUGAGAAGGUUUUUGGCUCCAUGCAGAAGAAAGGCUUGCAAGUCACCAUCCUUUCCACGUGUCCUGUAGCUGAUUAUAAAACUCAGGAAUCCACUCUGACCCUUGUGUCUCCAUUCCUGAAAGCCUUGAAGACCAAAGAAUUCCAGGAGCAGGUCUGCUGCCCACUGCUGGAGCAGCCCAACAUUGUGAGGGACCUUCCUGCUGCUGUGCUGAGUUACUGCCAGGUGUGGGACAUCCCUGCAGUGCUCUACCAGUGCUACACUGAUGUCAUCAAGCUGGACACAGUCACCAUUGAAGCCUUCAAGCCUCUGCUCUCUUCUGAGCUCCUGAAGAGUUUAGCCAAGGAUGCCUCUGAAAGCACAAAGAUCCUGAAGAAGUUCCUGACAGCCAGUGAAACUCACAAUAACAUCUACAUCUGACAAGGACAGUUGUGCUGCACUUUGUAAACUCCAGUUUCUUCUCUUGAGGACUCCUGGGAUUUUAUUUUUUUUCCUUUAAUAGUAGAAUAAAUUUCAGUAGAUUUUUUUA